Lipotes vexillifer (Yangtze River dolphin) is the source of this 1437-nucleotide messenger RNA. It is a transcript of the gene TFEB, whose product is annotated as transcription factor EB. Lineage: Eukaryota; Metazoa; Chordata; Mammalia; Artiodactyla; Lipotidae. The transcript has 8 exons. Gene Ontology annotation, biological process: humoral immune response; regulation of transcription by RNA polymerase II; positive regulation of DNA-templated transcription. The coding region runs from base 10 to 1437 and encodes 475 amino acids. The record is from RefSeq and is a predicted model, not a curated record. Gene Ontology annotation, molecular function: RNA polymerase II cis-regulatory region sequence-specific DNA binding; protein dimerization activity; DNA-binding transcription factor activity, RNA polymerase II-specific. Gene Ontology annotation, cellular component: nucleus.
GCAGCCACCAUGGCGUCACGCAUCGGGCUCCGCAUGCAGCUCAUGCGGGAGCAGGCGCAGCAGGAGGAGCAGCGGGAGCGCAUGCAGCAGCAGGCCGUCAUGCAUUACAUGCAGCAGCAGCAGCAGCAGCAGCUGGGGGCGCCGCCCACCCCCGCCAUCAACACACCCGUCCACUUCCAGUCUCCGCCACCCGUGCCCGGGGAGGUGCUGAAGGUGCAGUCCUACCUGGAGAACCCCACCUCCUACCACCUGCAGCAGUCCCGGGACCAGAAGGUGCGGGAGUACCUGUCUGAGACCUACGGGAACAAGUUUGCUGCCCACAUCAGCCCUGCUCAGGGCUCCCCAAAGCCCCUGCCAGCUGCCUCCCCAGGCGUGCGGGCCGGACACGUGCUGUCGUCCUCAGCCGGCAACAGUGCUCCCAACAGCCCCAUGGCCAUGCUGCACAUCGGCUCCAACCCUGAGCGGGAGUUUGAUGUCAUCGACAACAUUAUGUGUCUGGACGAUGUCCUGGGCUUCAUCAAUCCCGAAACUCAGAUUCCCAAUACGCUGCCCCUGUCCAGCAGUCACCUAAAUGUGUACAGUGGAGACCCCCAGGUCACCACCUCCCUGGUGGGCGUCACCAGCAGCUCCUGCCCAGCCGACCUGACCCAGAAGCGAGAGCUUACAGACGCUGAGAGCCGGGCCCUGGCCAAGGAGCGACAGAAGAAAGACAAUCACAACCUCAUUGAAAGGAGACGGAGGUUCAACAUCAAUGACCGCAUCAAGGAGCUGGGAAUGCUGAUCCCCAAGGCCAACGACUUGGAUGUGCGCUGGAACAAGGGCACCAUCCUCAAGGCCUCUGUUGAUUACAUCCGGAGGAUGCAGAAGGACCUGCAGAAGUCCCGGGAGCUGGAGAACCACUCUCGGCGCCUGGAGAUGACCAACAAGCAGCUCUGGCUCCGCAUCCAGGAGCUGGAGAUGCAGGCUCGAGUGCACGGCCUCCCCACCACCUCGCCCUCGGGCAUGAACAUGGCCGAGCUGGCCCAGCAGGUGGUGAAGCAGGAGCUACCCAGCGAGGAGGGUCCGGGGGAGGCCCUGCUGCUGGGGGCCGAGGUCCCCGACCCUGAGCCACUGCCGGCUCUGCCCCCCCAGGCCCAGCUGCCCCCGCCAGCCCAGCCAGCCCAGCCACCGUCCCCAUUCCACCACCUGGACUUCAGCCACAGCCUGAGCUUUGGGGGCGGGGGCAACGAAGGGCCCCCGGGCUACCCCGAACCUCUGGGGCCAGAGCAUGGCUCCCCGUUCCCCAACCUGUCCAAGAAGGAUCUGGACCUCAUGCUCCUGGACGACUCACUGCUACCACUGGCCUCCGACCCCCUCUUCUCCACCAUGUCCCCCGAGGCCUCCAAAGCCAGCAGCCGCAGGAGCAGCUUCAGCAUGGAGGAGGGCGACGUGCUGUGA